UUAUAAAUAAGUCAACAAUCGAACAAGAUUAAUUAAAAUUCAACAUUAUUAUCCUAGAGUGAUCAUCUAUAUCUCUCGAAAUUUUUAAAGAUGGGUAAAAUAGCGAUAAUUUUCUCAUCUUUACCAUUUCUAUUAUGUUCGAUAUUAAUGGUAGCACAAGCUGAGGAUCCAUACUUGUACUUCGAUUGGAAGGUUACGUAUGGUACACUUUCUCCCCUAGGCGUUCCUCAACAAGUUAUUCUUAUUAAUGGCCAAUUUCCAGGACCGAACUUGAAUACCACCACCAACAACAACAUCGUUGUCAAUGUUUUUAAUCAACUCGACGAGCCAUUAUUAUUUACAUGGGCUGGGAUCCAACAAAGAAAGAACUCAUGGCAAGACGGUACACCAGGUACAAUGUGCCCUAUCCAACCGGGCACAAACUACACGUAUCGAUUCCAAGUGAAAGAUCAAAUUGGUUCCUACUACUACUACCCAACCACCGGCUUCCUAAAGGCAGCCGGUGGGUAUGGUGGGCUAAGAGUAAACAGCCGUCUUCUCAUCCCAGUUCCUUAUGCUGAUCCCGAGGAUGACUACACAGUACUAAUUGGCGAUUGGUACAAACAAAGCCACAAAGCUCUUAGAAAGACCUUGGAUCAAGGUAAGUCUAUUGGCAGGCCAGACGGUGUCCUUAUAAAUGGGAAGCAAGGCAAGGUGGGUGACGAAAAAGAGGAGCCUCUCUUCACAAUGAAGCCAGGAAAAACAUACAAAUAUAGGAUUUGCAAUGUAGGGUUGAAGAAUUCCCUUAACUUUAGAAUUCAAGGUCACAAAAUGAAGCUUGUUGAAUUAGAGGGAUCACACACGGUUCAAAACGAGUAUGACUCUCUCGAUGUUCAUCUAGGCCAAUGUUUCGGUGUUCUUGUCACUGCUAACCAAGACCCCAAGGACUACUACAUGGUUGCAUCCGUCAGGUUUACUAAGUACCACCUCCAAGCCACGGGAAAAAUCCGAUACACCAACGGUAAAGGUCCGGUUUCCAACGCCCUACCAGAGGCACCCACCGGCUGGGCUUGGUCCUUGAACCAAUUCCGGUCCUUCAGGUGGAACCUAACUGCGAGUGCAGCUAGGCCCAACCCUCAAGGAUCAUUCCAUUAUGGUCAAAUCAACAUCACUCGUACGGUUAAGCUCGCAACCACGGCCAACACUAUCGAUGGCAAACUUCGAUAUGCUGUCAACGGUGUCUCCCACAUUGAUACCGUGACACCCUUGAAGCUGGCGGAGUACUACGAAGCCGCUGAUAAGGUGUUUAAGUAUGAUAAUAUUGGCGACGAUCCACCAGCAAAUGUUGACCAACUUGACAAGAUUACCCUUGCACCAAUUGUGCUCAACUUCAAACAUAGGGACUUUAUCGAGGUCAUCUUUGAGAAUCAUGAGAAGAGUGUUCAGACCUUUCACUUGGCUGGAUAUUCCUUUUUCCCUGUCGCGAUUGAAGUAGGAACAUGGACUCCAGAGAAAAGAAAGAACUACAACUUAUUGGAUGCAGUAAGCAAGUACAACAUACAAGUAUACCCAAAAUCAUGGGCAGCAAUAUUGUUGACAUUCGACAACGUAGGGAUGUGGAACGUAAGGAACGAGUGUAUGGAGAGGGCAUACUUAGGGCAACAACUCUACAUUAGUGUUCCUACACCCGAACGUGUACUCAGGGAUGAAUACAACAUCCCUGAUAAUGCUGUUCUUUGUGGCAUUGUCAAAAAUAUGCCUAAGCCUAAACCCUACACGCCAUAAACCUCUACUUAAUUCGUUUUAAUCUCAUUCGUCAAUCUUUAGUAGAAAUUGUUUUUCCUGUUACAGUAACACCAACUAACGUACAUGUUGACUAUACAUACCCUCUUUCACAUCGCUGUCUAAUUUUGGAGGCGAAGGUUUAAGUGACACUAAAUCAUUAUCGAACAACGUUAUUGUGAGGAUAAAAAAAUUUCUAAAUCUUUUGUAUCGAUUUUAAUUUUUUCUAAUUCGAAGAUAGUAAUAUAGUUAGAUCGAUUAACAUGGGAGGUGCAAUGGUACAAAUACGUCCGGAAAAGGUUGUUAGAAGGGUUUAAAGAAGAAGAUAUAAUGAAGAAUAGGUGAGGGUAGAGGCAGCAUAAUCAUCAUCUUGUAUUUCAUGUGUUGAUAAUGCAUUUAUUUGUAUCAUUCCUUCCCAAAAAAAUGCAUGUACUCCGUAAUUAAAAGUAGAUAUUUACUUUGCAUAUCUUUCAUUCUUUCUCUUGAUUAUCAUCAAUACUGUGCAACUUACUUUUGUAACUAUCCUUUUGUAACUAAGAGAUGUAUAAUAAUUUCGAUCUUUAGCUCGAUUAUUUGAGACUCCUCAUUCAAGU
Molecule: messenger RNA, 2354 nt
Organism: Chenopodium quinoa (quinoa)
Lineage: Eukaryota; Viridiplantae; Streptophyta; Magnoliopsida; Caryophyllales; Amaranthaceae
Product: L-ascorbate oxidase homolog
Exons: 4
Coding region: 91-1764 (557 amino acids)
Molecular function (GO): oxidoreductase activity; copper ion binding
Source: RefSeq, a predicted model, not a curated record